AGGUCAUCCCGCGCGGCCGGAAGGAGCGGGGCGGUGGUUCCCGCUGCAGGCCGGGGGGGCCGAGGAGGCCAUGGCGGCGGUGAAGGCGGCGGGUGAGCCCCUGGGCCGGACGGCGGAGGAGGUGGCCUGGGCCGAGGCGCUGCGCGGGGCCUGCGAGCCCGAGCAUCACUGGCGGCACCGCCGCGAGUUCCUGCUGCGCAACGUCGGGGAGCUGCCGGCGGCGGGCAGCGCCCAGCUCCAGCGCCUGGUGUCCCUCUCCAUGGUGUGGGCCAACCACGUCUUCCUGGGCUGCCGGUACCCGCCGCAGGUCAUGGAGAAGGCGCUGGAAAUGGCCGAAGGCAUCCAAGUGACCGGCGCGCCUGUCCGCACCACGAGAGAUGAACUGGUUGCCAAGGUGAAGAAAAGAGGCAUAUCAAGUAGCAAUGAAGGGAUAGAGGUUCCUUCCAAGAAGCAAGCUGUUGAGAAAAGCAGAGAUUCUAAGGAUACUGGAAAGGAUGUGAAAACAACCAAGGCAGAAGCCCCGAAAGAAACAGAGAACACACUGCCUAAAGAGCAGGAAAAAGAUACUAGCAAAGAUCCAGAAAUCUCCCAGUCAACUUGCAGUUCAAAUCAUGAAACAGUCACAGCAUCAGACGUAAAAACAGAAGAAAAACCUGCUAAUGCUGAAAAUACUACUGAGCAAAGCCCACCUUCAUCGGAAAAAGAGUCAGGAGAGAAGCCUUGCUCAAAUCCACCUAAGGAAAACAAGUGUGAAGAUGUGCCAUCACCUGAAAAGAAAACUCCAGUAAGUGUAGUGCCAGCAUCUGCCAAGGGCUCCCCGCAGGCAGAGGCUGUGCCAGUGGUGGUGCCAGCACCUGCCAAGAGCACGCUGCAGGCAGAGGUGGUGCCGGCAGCCGUGCCAGCAGCUGCCAGUAGCACCCCACAGGCAGCAGCGGUGCCACUGACCACCAAGAGCACCUCACAGGCAGCAGCAGUGCCACUGGCUGCCAAGAGCACCCCACAAACAAGUGCUACAUUGCUGUCUUCCAAAACCCAAGCAAGCACUGCAGCAUCAGUGUCCAAGAGCAGCACUCAGGUGGGCACCUCACUGCUGCUGGCCCCCAAGAGUGGCACUCAGGUAGGCACCUCGCUGCUGCUGGCCUCCAAGGGCACAAAGGUAGGCUCCUCGCUCCUGGCCUCCAAGAGCAGUGCCGAAGUGGCUGCCUCGUUGCUGGCCGCUCGGAGUGGCACUCAGCAGGGAUCUUCACUGCUGACUUCCAAGAGUAGUGCUCAGGUGGCUGCUUCGCUGCUGGCCGCUCGGAGCGGGGCUCAGCAGGGUCCCUCAUCACUGGCCUCCCGGGGUGGAGCUCAGGCAGGUGCUUCCCUGCUGGCCUCAAAGGGUGGCACACAGACAGGUUCCCCGCAGCUUGCCUCCAAGAGCGGCUCGCAGGCAGGCGAAAGCCCUGCUAAGGCUUUGCGCAAACCAUUGACCAGCGAUGAUGUGAAGGAAAGACAACCUUUUUUCAACAGACUGUACAAAGCUGUAGCCUGGAAACUGGUUGCUGUUGGAGGCUUCAGUCCCAACGUAAAUCAUGUGGAACUUCUAAACUCAUCUAUUCAGUCUGUAAAAGCUACUUUAGACGUUGCUUUUGUUCCCCUGAAGGAGCUUGCAGACUUGCCUCAAAAUAAAAGCUCUCUGGAAAACAUAGUUUGUGAACUGAGGUGCAAGUCUGUCUACUUGGGUACUGGCUGUGGUAAAAGUAUGGAAAAUGCCAAAGCAGUUGCUUCAAGAGAAGCUUUGAAGCUGUUCCUCAAGAAGAGAGUUAUUGUGAAGAUCUGUAAAAGAAAAUACAAAGGUAGUGAAAUUGAAGAUUUGGUACUUCUGGAUGAAGAAUCAAAACCUUCAAAUUUACCUCCAGCUUUAAGAAAUCCUCGUGAGAUCUUGUAGGGAGCUUUGCUGUUUGUACUGUGUAUAAUAUUUCAACACAAGGACUGAAGGUUAAUUUUGUACUUUGAAAAUGUAGGCUUUCAGAUAUUUUGUAUUUCUUUCUCAGUUUUGCAAGACAAUGAUAGUCCUCUCACUUAGUAGCAAUUGUAUAAAACUUGUUAGAGAUGACAGGUGCGCAUUUAAAGGUAUGCCUUAAUAUAUAGCACACUAGUGUGCUGGUUUGUUUGCAAAAUAGUCUACCUAAGUCUUCUAUUUUUAAUUAAAUGAUUAAGGUACAAUUUGCUGUUUAAAACCUGACAAUUUUGUAAUUCUUACGAUUUAAUGGCAGUGUGCUCAAUUGUCUAUUGUGGUUUUUUUAGCCAUGUAGGAGUGUGUACAUAGGGACCAUAAUACUUGAAAGUUGUUAAAAAAAAAAACUUCAGUCAAAAAGUUGAACUCCUCUGUUUCAGGCUUGUUGUUCAUAAUGUUCACUGUUGUGCAUACUAGGAGAGAAAAUAGUUGAUUCACUUAUUUUUAUGGGAUGUUUUUGUAAUGCUCACAAUAUAAAUGACACCCUAAUCCCAUUUAACAUUACACUGGCAAAUUACCAAUUGGCAUUCAAGUCUGAGCUACAUCAGCCACCAGAACUCUGUAAGCAAGUUUAAUUUAUAUUGUGAAAUAGCACUUGCUGAUUUUUCUUGAAAUAAACAUGGAUUUCUAUACUAAGCAUAUUUUGACUGCUACUAAAACCUCUGGGAUGUGCUUUUAUAGUACUUUGGUUGUGGCUAUUGACUAUUCCAGCCAUUUCAAUAACUUUGCAACACCUGAAUAAAAGCUUUACUUUGAGUGGCCUCAAGGUGUAAUCCC
Molecule: messenger RNA, 2773 nt
Organism: Melopsittacus undulatus (budgerigar)
Lineage: Eukaryota; Metazoa; Chordata; Aves; Psittaciformes; Psittaculidae
Gene: CDKN2AIP
Product: CDKN2A interacting protein
Exons: 3
Coding region: 71-1927 (618 amino acids)
Cellular component (GO): nucleoplasm; nucleolus
Source: RefSeq, a predicted model, not a curated record